Messenger RNA from Pelodiscus sinensis (Chinese soft-shelled turtle), 2463 nucleotides. The record is from RefSeq and is a predicted model, not a curated record. Lineage: Eukaryota; Metazoa; Chordata; Testudines; Trionychidae.
AACAGGUUUCACCCCACAAGAUUCUGUAUUUUGUCUUACCAGCAGGUUUAGUUUGCGAAAGAGAAGGUGGGAAGGUAGCCAAACAAGUAGAUGGUGGAGACCAAAGCAGGCUUUGUCCAGAAAGGGAGGAGCAAUGUUGCCCAGACUCAGCAGUUCUGUUUCUUUCCAGUUCUAAAGCGGAUGAUUUAUCCACUGCAAUCCUAAAGCAGAAGAACAGGCCCAAUCGGUUAAUUGUUGACGAAGCCAUCAAUGAGGACAACAGUGUUGUGUCACUGUCCCAGGCAAAAAUGGAUGAAUUGCAGCUGUUCAGAGGAGACACAGUUCUGCUAAAAGGCAAGAAGAGGAGAGAAGCCGUCUGCAUUGUCCUGUCCGAUGAUACCUGCUCAGAUGAGAAGAUUCGCAUGAAUAGGGUUGUUCGGAACAACCUGAGAGUGCGCCUUGGUGAUGUGAUCAGCAUCCAGCCCUGCCCAGAUGUGAAGUAUGGCAAACGCAUCCAUGUGUUACCGAUUGAUGACACCGUGGAAGGGAUCACAGGGAAUCUGUUUGAGGUCUACCUCAAGCCCUACUUCCUGGAAGCGUACAGACCAAUCAGGAAAGGGGACAUCUUCCUCGUGCGCGGAGGGAUGCGUGCUGUGGAGUUCAAAGUGGUGGAGACAGACCCGAGCCCUUACUGCAUAGUGGCUCCAGAUACGGUCAUCCAUUGUGAAGGGGAGCCCAUCAAGCGAGAGGACGAGGAAGAGUCGCUGAAUGAAGUGGGCUAUGAUGACAUUGGAGGCUGGGGGAAGCAGCUGGCCCAGAUCAAGGAGAUGGUGGAGCUUCCGCUCAGACACCCUGCGCUGUUCAAAGCCAUCGGUGUGAAGCCUCCCCGUGGGAUCCUCCUGUACGGCCCCCCUGGCACCGGUAAGACCCUGAUUGCCCGUGCAGUGGCCAACGAAACUGGAGCUUUCUUCUUCCUCAUCAAUGGCCCUGAGAUCAUGAGCAAGCUGGCGGGGGAGUCUGAGAGCAAUCUGAGGAAAGCUUUUGAGGAAGCUGAAAAAAAUGCCCCUGCCAUCAUCUUCAUUGACGAGCUGGAUGCCAUUGCUCCCAAGAGAGAGAAGACGCAUGGCGAGGUGGAACGGCGCAUAGUGUCUCAGCUGCUGACUCUUAUGGAUGGCCUGAAGCAGAGAGCACAUGUGAUUGUUAUGGCAGCUACCAACAGACCUAACAGCAUUGACCCCGCGCUCAGGCGAUUCGGUCGCUUUGACAGAGAGGUGGAUAUCGGUAUCCCUGAUGCCACCGGCCGCCUCGAGAUUCUGCAGAUCCACACAAAGAACAUGAAACUGGCAGACGAUGUUGAUCUGGAGCAGGUGGCCAACGAGACCCACGGCCAUGUUGGUGCUGACUUGGCUGCUCUCUGCUCCGAAGCUGCCCUGCAGGCCAUCCGGAAGAAGAUGGAUCUCAUAGACUUGGAGGAUGAAACCAUUGAUGCUGAAGUGAUGAAUUCCCUGGCCGUGACCAUGGAUGACUUCAGGUGGGCUCUGAGCCAGAGCAACCCCUCAGCUCUGCGGGAGACGGUGGUGGAGGUGCCCCAGGUCACCUGGGAGGACAUUGGUGGUCUGGAAGAUGUCAAGCGAGAGCUCCAGGAGCUCGUGCAGUACCCUGUGGAGCACCCCGACAAAUUCCUCAAAUUCGGCAUGACUCCCUCCAAAGGGGUCCUGUUCUAUGGGCCACCCGGCUGUGGUAAGACGCUGCUGGCUAAAGCCAUCGCCAACGAGUGCCAGGCCAACUUCAUCUCCAUCAAGGGGCCUGAGCUGCUCACCAUGUGGUUUGGGGAGUCCGAGGCCAACGUGCGCGAGAUCUUCGACAAGGCCCGCCAGGCCGCGCCCUGUGUGCUCUUCUUCGAUGAGCUGGACUCCAUUGCCAAGGCUCGAGGGGGGAACAUCGGAGACGGCGGCGGCGCCGCGGACCGCGUCAUUAACCAGAUCCUGACCGAGAUGGACGGCAUGUCCACCAAGAAGAACGUCUUCAUCAUCGGUGCUACCAACCGGCCAGACAUCAUCGACCCGGCCAUCCUGCGGCCUGGCCGCCUGGACCAGCUCAUCUACAUCCCCCCGCGGGCGGGUGGAAAAGAACGAGGUUCUGUCUUGCUGACACACAGGGGAGGGAAAUCGAGCGAGAGCAUUGCCAGAGAUGUGGACCUGGACUUCCUGGCUAAGAUGACCAAUGGCUUCUCGGGAGCUGACCUGACAGAGAUCUGCCAGCGGGCCUGCAAACUGGCCAUCCGCGAGUCCAUCGAGAACGAGAUCCGGCGAGAGCGCGAGAGGCAGACCAACCCUUCGGCCAUGGAAGUGGAGGAGGACGACCCGGUGCCAGAGAUCCGCAGGGACCACUUUGAGGAGGCCAUGCGCUUUGCUCGCCGCUCCGUCAGCGACAACGACAUCAGGAAAUACGAGAUGUUUGCACAGACUCUACAGCAAAGCCGCG